AUGGAUAAAAAGAAAGAGAAAAAAGAAAAAGAAAUAGAGAAAAGAAGACGUAGGAAAAAAAAAGAGAAAGAAAAAAGAAAAAAAAUAAUAAAAGGGCGAAAGAAGGAAAGAGGAAAAAAAAAAAAACAAAAGAGAAAGAAAGAAAAAAAAAAGGAAAAAAAGAAAAAAGGAACAGGAAAGAAAGAAAAAGAAGAAGAAAAAGAAAGAAGAAAGAAGGAAAAGAAAAGAAUAUAA
Arctia plantaginis is the source of this 234-nucleotide messenger RNA. Lineage: Eukaryota; Metazoa; Arthropoda; Insecta; Lepidoptera; Erebidae. The record is from the annotation of a GenBank genome assembly.